CGAGCUCCCACAACCACUAUGCCCAAAACCUCCGCCCUCGCGGUGCUGGUCCUCGCCGCCAGCACACAAACCCUAGCGCAAGACCUCAAGCAGACGAUCGUCGGGUGCGUCGAGCUGGAGUGUCCGCCCAGCAGCAAGGACACCGCAAACGACAACUGCACGAUCGCAGACACGGGGUCGUUCCCGUACGUCGGGCUCACGCGGAUAUCCUCCAACUCGUCGUCCCCGCUUUCCAGCCUGUCCUGGGUCAAAGGCGUCAACAUCACCUCCAGCUCCACAUCCACCGUCCCGCGCACCUUUCACAGCUCAUUCUUCCUAGGCGCGCCGCCGACACUGUCGGUGAACGCGUCGUCGUCGGCGACGGGUGCGUGCGCGGUGUUUCUGCGUGGAGCGGAGGCGUGGGAUAUGGCGUUUGGUGAAGAGGUGGUGAAAGAGACGGCGCAGGGGACUUGUGCGGAUGCUAUGGGUGUUUCGUGUGUGGAUGCGUUGGUGGGGAGGGCGAAGGAGAGGAUCGAGGGGUAUUAUGGUGGGAGCGGCGAUGUGCCGGCGUCGAAUGCGGAUGCGUGCGAGAGGUUGCGGCGGGACUUGUUAAACAGCACGUUAGAUGCGUGUAUGGCGGUUUCUAGGGGGUCUUGGACGAAUUUUACUGCUGUUGCUUUGACAGGAAAUGAUGGACCGGAACCUAUUUCACAACGGGAGAACUCGUCGACGACUUGCUGGCCAAUCACUCCCAAGAAAGACAGCCUCAGUCUUGUUGCCGAGUUCACUCAGGUGGGGAGUGACCUGGUCGCAGACGCGGAAAAAGCAUUCUGGGCUAUCACGCCCAUUCUCACGAUAUUUUUCCCAAUAGGAAAUGGAACUGCGACAGACACCAUCGAUGCCUCUUUGUCGUGUGUCAAGGCCAUGGGGCCUGCAAGAGCAUCUGUCGAUACUAUGAACAAUGGUACCGACGACCAAGAUAACGGAGUCAUUUCUCUAUUAUCAUCUAACCUUUCCGCAACAGUUAUCUCUAAAUCAUCCACUGUCGAGGUGGUCAGUCCGCUAGGCAGCAAUCCACAGUUUGCGGAGUGA
Annulohypoxylon maeteangense is the source of this 1071-nucleotide messenger RNA. RefSeq lists its product as uncharacterized. The coding region runs from base 19 to 1071 and encodes 350 amino acids. The transcript has 4 exons. The record is from RefSeq and is a predicted model, not a curated record. Lineage: Eukaryota; Fungi; Ascomycota; Sordariomycetes; Xylariales; Hypoxylaceae.